Molecule: messenger RNA, 1137 nt
Organism: Penicillium hordei
Lineage: Eukaryota; Fungi; Ascomycota; Eurotiomycetes; Eurotiales; Aspergillaceae
Product: RNA-binding protein
Exons: 4
Coding region: 1-1137 (378 amino acids)
Cellular component (GO): ribonucleoprotein complex; cytoplasm; nucleus
Molecular function (GO): mRNA binding
Source: RefSeq, a predicted model, not a curated record
AUGCCUCCUCCCGGUCGUGAUAAAGGUCGUCCCAGACCACGCAGAUCGGAUGAUGAGUUCGUCGUAUUCCUUCAGGGCAUCCCACCUCAUUGCCGCUGGCAGGAACUCAAAGAUCUCGUGCGCCAAACCGCACUGCAUAUUCGCCAAGCAGUAGUAUACGAUGAUAGCCAUGGAUUCCCCACCGGACUCGGCCAAAUCAUCGUCAAGAAUGAAGACGAGGCCUGGCGAACGUACCAUCGACUUUCCACCAGCGGAUGGGACGGCCAGAGUCUGGUCGUCACACUCUCACGGACCAGUACACCAACCAAGCCCAUUGCCGGUCCUACCAGAAGUCCAGCGAUGAUUCCAGCAGGCUACAUCUCUGGCCACACCACGCCUCCAUUAGUACCUGGAAAUAUGGCAAUGCCCCCAUCACCGGUCUCGCCAGAAUCUUCCAAUCCCCCCACUCCACCAUAUCCAUACCCAGAGUACGGCGUUAUGAUGGUACCCAUACCAAUGCCACACCAAGGGUUCAUGCCUAUGAUGCCAGAUCCACACGCACCACCAAUGCAAUGCUACCCCCCAUCCCCAGUAAUGAACGGCACAAUGUACGAGCCGCAUUGGAACAUGAUCCCAGGCUACCAGAUGUCCCCACCACAGAACUACCAACACUACCACCCCAACUCUCCCUCUUUCUACCCAGAUCGACGAUCCAUCACAAUCGAGAACUUGAACGCGACUACUACAUGCGCCGAUCUAGAAACCCUUCUGCGGACAGCCGGCACUGUCCAGAAAUGCAGCAUAGUCACCACGGACUCGGUCGAUGGCAAUGGCCAGCUCCGCGGGUUGAUCGAAAUGCAAACAGCAGACGAGGCCCAGUGUGCUGUGACCAUGUUCAAUAAUCUGAGUUUCAUGGGCUCGCAGAUUAUAGUGAAGGUUGAUCAUGGCUCGCAUCUUGCAAGGGCUGUUAGCUUUGAUGGGGGUUGUGCUGCCUCAGACACCGCAGGAUCGGUGCCGGGUGGUGGGGAUACGUCUCAGUCGUGGGCGGAUGAGAUGACUGCGGAGGCUAAUGCUGUUGAUUCUUGUAAGCCGUUGGUGAUAGAUGGGUCUGGGUUGAAUAGGUCGGGGGAGGGUUUGUCGACGUCUGCGCCGACGUGA